UGAUUUUUUCAACUCACACCACACGUCUGAUCCCGUGCCUCCUCCUCUCCACCAUCAAAAUCUCAUCGUCUUAUAUUUCUUUCUGGAAAGGCAUAAUACUCUUUUUAAUUCUUUCUUUCUUUUGUCCCAAGCAUCAUCUUGGAGAGAGAGAGGGGGAGAGAGAGAGAGAGAGAGAGAGAGAGUAGUAGUAGUACUGUAGUUGAGAACAAAUCAAGGCCAUGGCUGCCUGUGGAAGCCUCCAUCACAUUUUUGAAACCCCAUUAUCCGAUAGCCCAACAACACUUCUUGAAUCCUUCUCCUCCUCAUGGAACCAAAUCCAGCCUCUCAAAUCAUCCAACAUUGACAAUAAUCCAUCAUCGACCCUCACUGAGAUGUUUGGGGAGCUUCAUUUCAAAGAGAAUAACAAUGUUAAUUCUCCAAUAUUUUCAUCACCUUCCAUGUCAUCCUCCUCGUCCUCAUUGACAUCUUCGGACGUAGAAUUUGACCCUAAAACCAAGAUUGGGAAAAAUGAGGAGGAGAUGAAGAAGAUGAAUGGCCAGAAGAGCCCCUCAAAGGAGUCCCCUUCGAGCAAUUACAGUAGGUCUCAGUCUCACAAAAGCAGUGAUAGCUUUUCAUCAAUGAAUUCGGAGAGCUUGCAGUUAUGCACGGAGGGACUUGGAUUCGAAAGCUCGGACGAGGUUGAGGAACUAUUCAAGGAAAGUCCUCCUAGUGAUCAUGGAUAUCAUGAGGAUGAAGAAAACAUUACUGUUCAAGAGGAGAAGAUUAGUUUUACAAAGCAAUAUUUUCCAGUUUCAGAAAUUAGUUAUAAUAAUAAUUGUUGUGGUGGUGAAUUAGGGUUUAGGAGGUCAAGGAGUACUAGUGUUGGGGGAUUCCCUCCGCCGAUAUCCUGCAUAAGCAACAGCGGGAAGCCUUGGGUUUGCUUCAAGUCUUACAGGCAUAAUGGCAGGUUUGUCCUCAAAGAAAUCAGAAUCCCCACCCAAGAGUUCUUGCAUGCUCACAGGGAAGAUGGGCGCCUCAAGCUGCACUUCGUCAUGCCCGACAACGAGAUUCUAGGUGAGGAAGACGACGACGAUGAUGAUCUAUCCGACGAGAUUGAAGAACAAAAAGAAGAAAUUGAAGAAGAAGAAGAAGAUCAUCCAGAUGCAGAUGCUGCUCGUGAUUCAAUAAAUAAAGAAGGAAAUGAUAAGGCAAAGACAAAUAAUUAAUGAGGUACAAACAUGAGGUUGUUUGGUUUAGGUAGGAAAAGUUUCAGUGUUGAAUUUGUGGCAUGGGAUGCCAAUAAGGCUUCACUUCAACUUCUGUGAUUAAUUCCUCCCAAUAGGUAAGGAAUUGCAAAUAAUGUUGGAUAAAAGAAAGCAAACAAAAAUGUAUUUGUAUUGCUUUGCCUUAGCCUUUGUCAUUGUCAGAUAAUCAUGAUCUCUCUGUCUGUUCAUCUCUUAGCAGUAAAUUAGAUUCUUCUUUUUCUUGUUA
Messenger RNA from Pyrus x bretschneideri (Chinese white pear), 1470 nucleotides. RefSeq names its product protein FANTASTIC FOUR 3. The transcript has a single exon. The coding region runs from base 219 to 1205 and encodes 328 amino acids. The record is from RefSeq and is a predicted model, not a curated record. NCBI's taxonomy places the organism in Eukaryota, Viridiplantae, Streptophyta, Magnoliopsida, Rosales, Rosaceae.